Capsicum annuum is the source of this 1851-nucleotide messenger RNA. RefSeq names its product tubulin beta-5 chain. Gene Ontology annotation, cellular component: microtubule; cytoplasm. Bases 284 to 1627 code for a protein of 447 amino acids. The transcript is spliced from 4 exons. Gene Ontology annotation, biological process: mitotic cell cycle; microtubule cytoskeleton organization. The record is from RefSeq and is a predicted model, not a curated record. NCBI's taxonomy places the organism in Eukaryota, Viridiplantae, Streptophyta, Magnoliopsida, Solanales, Solanaceae. Gene Ontology annotation, molecular function: GTPase activity; GTP binding; structural constituent of cytoskeleton.
CACAUAACAAAGGACAUAAUCGUCACUAAAAUAUCUCCCAACAAUUAUAUGUUACCUAUAAUUCAAAUCUCACCAUAUUAGAUCUCAUCAUAACCGUCGAUUUCUCCAUCAAUGGGGUCCACAUUACAAAUUACAGCCCUUGAUCUUUCCCUGUUACUCAUAUAAAAUUCUCUCUUUAGCAUUCCCUUCCCUCACCCCCCACACUCUCCAUACUACUACUCUCUCGAUCGAGUGAGUAGUUCCACUUCACACUUCCGUUUUCUUCCUGAUUUUUUAAGGAAAGAUGAGAGAAAUCCUUCACAUCCAAGGUGGACAAUGUGGAAACCAGAUCGGAUCAAAGUUCUGGGAAGUUGUAUGUGAUGAGCAUGGAAUUGAUCCUACCGGACGCUAUGUUGGAACCUCAGAUCUUCAAUUGGAACGUGUCAACGUGUAUUACAAUGAAGCCUCGUGUGGGAGGUUUGUUCCCCGUGCAGUGCUUAUGGAUCUCGAGCCUGGCACAAUGGACAGUGUGAGAACUGGCCCUUAUGGUCAGAUAUUUAGGCCUGAUAACUUUGUUUUCGGUCAGUCAGGUGCUGGAAACAAUUGGGCUAAGGGUCAUUACACUGAGGGUGCAGAGCUUAUUGACUCUGUUCUUGAUGUCGUCAGAAAGGAGGCCGAGAAUUGUGACUGUCUUCAAGGUUUUCAAGUGUGCCAUUCACUUGGUGGAGGAACAGGUUCCGGAAUGGGAACUUUGCUUAUCUCCAAAAUCAGGGAGGAAUACCCUGACCGCAUGAUGCUCACAUUCUCUGUGUUCCCAUCACCAAAGGUUUCAGAUACAGUGGUUGAGCCAUAUAAUGCUACCCUUUCGGUGCAUCAGCUUGUUGAAAAUGCUGAUGAGUGUAUGGUGCUUGACAAUGAAGCUCUGUAUGACAUCUGUUUCAGGACUCUCAAGCUUACCACACCCAGCUUUGGUGAUUUGAACCACUUGAUUUCUGCUACAAUGAGUGGGGUUACUUGCUGCCUCCGGUUCCCGGGGCAAUUGAACUCUGAUCUUAGGAAGCUUGCUGUUAACCUGAUCCCUUUCCCUCGUCUACACUUCUUCAUGGUUGGAUUUGCUCCUCUCACUUCUCGUGGUUCACAGCAAUACCGUGCACUUACAGUCCCAGAGCUGACCCAGCAAAUGUGGGAUGCUAAGAACAUGAUGUGUGCUGCUGAUCCACGUCAUGGUCGCUACCUUACUGCCUCAGCCAUGUUCAGGGGUAAAAUGAGCACUAAGGAAGUUGACGAGCAGAUGAUUAAUGUUCAGAACAAGAACUCAUCUUACUUUGUUGAAUGGAUUCCAAACAAUGUGAAAUCCAGUGUCUGUGACAUCCCGCCUAGAGGUCUCUCAAUGGCAUCCACCUUCAUUGGAAACUCAACUUCCAUUCAGGAAAUGUUUAGGAGGGUGAGCGAGCAGUUUACUGCUAUGUUCCGUAGAAAGGCUUUCUUGCAUUGGUACACAGGUGAAGGAAUGGACGAAAUGGAGUUCACAGAAGCUGAAAGCAACAUGAACGAUCUCGUGUCUGAGUAUCAGCAAUACCAAGAUGCCACUGCUGAUGAAGAAGGUGAAUACGAGGAUGAGGAGUAUGAUGGGAAUGAAGAGAACUGAAGAAACACACUUAUUAUAUAUGGUUUGCAAUAUGUUUCUGAUCUCUGCGGGUUAUGAGCAUUUCUUUUUCUUGUAUGUUCUAUAUUUGUCUACACGUCGCUGUGUUAAGUCCCCUAGUUUUGUGCCCUAUGUAGUUUAUCAGGAGUGAAUGCUGGUGUGUGAAUGUGGAUUUCUAGUUGUAAUACUGUUACCUAUCUCUGCUUAAAUAUUUGUUAUCUUUCUUA